AUGGCUAAGGACCAGUGCCUCUCCAAUAUGGGAGAAGUGGAGCAUGCGGGUUUGUCAGAUCUGGAGAUCAUCUCCCAGCCAGUAGAGGAUGAGAAUGCCGGCAUGGCUGCCCCGGUCCAGCUAGUGAGCUUCAGCUACAGAGACCUGCCCCUGGCCGCUCUGGACCUCUCUCUAGCAGGCUCACAGCUCCUCUCCAACAUAGACGAAGAUGACAACAGGGAAGGGUCCAACUGGCUGAAGCCAUGCUGUGGACGUCGGGUGGCCCUGUGGCAGGUGUGUCUGCUCAGUGCUGGCUUCAACUGUAUCCUGGUGGCCUGUGUCAUCCUGGUGGUGCUCUUCCUGGCCUUGGAACUGCUCAUAGACACAAAGCUCCUUCAAUUUGCCAAUGCUUUCCAGUUUGCCAGCAUUAUCCACUGGAUCAGCCUUAUCAUCCUCUCCCUCUUCUUUUCAGAGACUGUGUUUAGAAUUGUAGUGCUUGGGAUUUGGGACUACAUUGAGAACAAAGUUGAGGUAUUUGACGGUGCUGUCAUUGUGCUGUCCUUGGCUCCCAUGGUGGCCUCCACAGUGGCCAAUGGGCCCAGCAGCCCGUGGGAUGCCAUCAGCCUUAUCAUCACUCUUCGUAUCUGGAGGGUCAAGAGAAUCAUUGAUGCUUAUGUCUUACAGGUUAAGGUUGAGAUGGAACUGGAGAUCCAGCAGUGUGAGAAGACAAAGGCCGUGAGGGAGGAGCAGCUAGAGCGGCUUACACAGAUCUGCCAGGAACAGGCUUUUGAGAUCCGGCAGCUGAGGGCCCAUCUGGCUCAGCAGGACUUGGACUUGGCGGCAGAGCGUGAAGCAGCCAUGCAGAUCCACCACGUGUGGGGCAAGCAGGGCAGUGACUUCCAGGUGGUGGAGGGUCUGGCUCCUGGGGAGUCUGAUGAUGAGGGUGGCCAGAGGAACCCUAGAGAGCCCAGGGCCACUGCAGAUCCAGUCGUACAUGAUGACAUGAACAACUACAUCAGCCAGUACUACAGCGAGGCAAGUGCUGAGGGUGGAGCAUCGGCCACAGGUACUCGGGUCAUCACCACCGCAGCCAUUGAUGUGCAUCUCCCCACCAAUCCAAACCCCAUCCACUCCAAUCCCCUGCUGGCUAUGGAGAGGGUGGGGAGUGCCAUGAGCGAUGCCUCUACAAGUGUAUCUCGGUCUAGCAGCAGCCUGACCAUCCGCCCCCACAGCCUUAGCAGCCACACCCUGGGUUCAUCCACCACGGACUGUAGUGGCAGCACAGCCCGUGACCUGAGCCUGAACUACAGCUCACAGCGCUGCUGCCCUCCCUCCAACUCAGGCCAGGCCCCAUGCCGGGACCCCAGCGUGGUUGUGCAGGAGCUGCUCUCCUCCCUGUCCGAGGAUUCCUGCCUCGGCCAAAAGGGUCUAGUGGUGGAUCCUGUCAACCUGAAGCUCCCUAGUCCUGCUGGCUCAGCCAAUGCUAGCCCUGAACUAGAGCACAGGAUCAACAUCUACAACCGCCGGAACCAGGAGGAGAGGCGGGGACAGACGAGGGGCUGUGUGCUGCUGCAGACCAAGCCCCUCAUCCAUCUUCAGGGUAGCAGCACCGGGCCCUCUCUGGAAGAGAAGUACCGGCUCCUCGGGCCAGCUGACACAUCUCUGGGACGCAUGCCGGAUACUUAG
Molecule: messenger RNA, 1665 nt
Organism: Lampris incognitus (smalleye Pacific opah)
Lineage: Eukaryota; Metazoa; Chordata; Actinopteri; Lampriformes; Lampridae
Product: transmembrane protein 266-like
Exons: 10
Coding region: 1-1665 (554 amino acids)
Cellular component (GO): plasma membrane
Molecular function (GO): voltage-gated channel activity
Source: RefSeq, a predicted model, not a curated record